AUGUCCAUGACAAUAGAAGAAUGCGCGACUCCUCGGCCCCCCAAGCCCACCCCGGCCACACCCAACAAUGUUUUUGAGCAACUCUCCAUGAAAGGUCGGUUGGUGUGCAUCACCGGUGCGUCGGACGGCAUUGGUUUUGCGGUCGCCGAAGCCAUGGCAGAAGCUGGCGCCAAUCUCGCACUCUGGUACAACACGAACGACGCCGCCAAAUCCAAGGGGCAACAAUUGGCGUCUCAACAUGGCAUCAAGGUCAGAGCGUACCAGGUCGAUGUUUCAGAGCCGUCGCGGGUCCAACAGGCGGUGGACGAGGUGGUGAAAGACUUUGGCCGUUUGGAUGUGUUCGUCGCCAACGCCGGGAUGGCCAUCUCAAAACCGAUUCUUGAGCAGACAGUUGACGAGUAUCGAAAGCAGAUGUCAGUGAACGUGGACGGCGUUUUCUUCUGUGCCAAGUACGCGGGCGAGGUCUUCAAACAACAAGGUCGAGGGAAUCUGAUCAUCACGUCCAGCAUGUCGGCCCACAUAGUCAACGUACCUGUCGAUCAGCCUGUGUACAACGCGACCAAGGCAGCCGUCACCCAUCUCGGCAAGAGUCUCGCGAGAGAGUGGAGGGACUUUGCGCGCGUCAACGUUGUGAGUCCUGGAUUCUUCCAGACAAAGAUGGGGGCCUCCGCGCUAUGUGAGAAUGAGGGCCAUCGCAUGGCAGUGCUGGGUCGCCAGGGUCAUGUCCGGGAACUCAAGGGUCUCUACUUGUACCUGGCGAGUGAUGCCUCAAGCUUCCAGACUGGAAGUGAUGUCCUUAUUGACGGAGGCUACACUCUGCCAUGA
Messenger RNA from Fonsecaea nubica, 825 nucleotides. RefSeq lists its product as hypothetical. The record is from RefSeq and is a predicted model, not a curated record. Lineage: Eukaryota; Fungi; Ascomycota; Eurotiomycetes; Chaetothyriales; Herpotrichiellaceae. Gene Ontology annotation, cellular component: intracellular anatomical structure. The coding region runs from base 1 to 825 and encodes 274 amino acids. The transcript has a single exon. Gene Ontology annotation, molecular function: oxidoreductase activity, acting on NAD(P)H, oxygen as acceptor.